AUGUUUAGAGGAUCUCAUUUUAUCUUCCUAAGUUGUAUUUUAUUGGCUAUAGUUUCAUGCGAAUUCAUUCCAACAGAUGAAGCAAACUUUGCUUUAUUUAAUGUCAUAAAACAAGCUUAUAAUAGUGGUAAACAUUCAAUAUAUAUACAAUAGAUAAUUUUGCACUUAUAUAUCAAUAAUUGGAUGAUGAAGUAUAGUAAGCAUUGUCUUUGAAACAAUUUGAAGAAAUCCUUGUAACAAAAAAAAGUAAAACUGGAUCAAUUGAAUACUGGUCAUAUUCUUCUCCAAUUCCAUAGCAUCCAAUCUUCAUUCUUGGAUUCUAAAAAAAUUUGGCAGUUGGAUCCAUUGAAUGGGAAUAUUAAGAAACAAAAUUUAAAGUGUUCUUAUUAAAAGAAUUUGUGGAACCUACAUUUGUUGAGUUCUUAAAAAGAAAUCCAAGUCGAACCUCUUUAUCAGCCAAAACAGAUGAUAUAGAAAUACUCAAUUAUCAAGGAAAUAGAUAAUAAGAUUUAAUGAGUGUGUUCAAAAUCACUGUAGCAAUAGAAUUUUCAAGAUAAUCAGCAGAGGGUAUUAUUGAUCCUGAUACCUGGGUAUCACUUGAAGAUGUUAAUAAAUAUUACUUGAAAGAUGUUGAUACAUCUCAUACUUAGUUUUUGGAAAUUUGGAAUCAAAUGGGAAAGAUUAAAGAUGAUAAGAUCCAAUUGAUUGAAAUAGCAAAUGGUAUGAUUGCACUUAGCUCUAAUACUAAUACUGAAUAUUUACAAACAAUUUUAACUAUGGAAUCAAUAGAGAAAACGAUUUAAACAAUGAAAUUAGAGUAAACUCAAUCAUAUUAUUUAUCAUCACUCUUUUUAGUAUUUUUAAAUUACGAUAACAAAGAUAGAGAUGAUUAUAUUAAAUAAAUUUCUUCAUUUACUCCUGAAUAUGUUUUAGAAAAAUCAAAUUAAAUUCAUUCAAUUUUAGAAUAAGGAGGUUAAGAAGCAUAAGAUCUAUUAGCUAGAGGAAAAGAGGUGUUAGAUGGAUAAGUUUUAGGAAUUUAAGCUUAAACAUUCACAAAAGCAUCUACUUCAGCUUAUGUUAAUCUAUUAGAUAAACUUAAUAAAUAAGAAAUAUUCAAUAGUAAAUUUUAUGAUAUUUUUUAUCCUUUAAUUGGGUAUGUAUCUAUGAAGAAUCCAUUCCUUGCUAAAACUUACAAACAUGUUGGAGUAAGUUAUAUAUUUAUUCUAAGGUUAAAGGUGGUUCUUCAUCUUAUGAAAAAGAUACUCAGUGUGUUUUAAGCAUUGCUUAAUUUUAAGAAUUAUACAAUCCAUUCCCUUAUAGUAAAACAACAUAUGCUUUAUUUACUUAAGAUCUAGAUUAUGAAACAGAAUAUGCUCCUCUGAUUACACAAUUUAACUAUUUCACUGGAUUAAUAAGCUUAAAUGGAUAUUAUUUAUAAGCUGUAUCGAAAGCUCUAACUUCAAUUUCCUUAGAUGAGAAUAUAUUUGAACAAUGA
Molecule: messenger RNA, 1495 nt
Organism: Paramecium pentaurelia
Lineage: Eukaryota; Ciliophora; Oligohymenophorea; Peniculida; Parameciidae
Source: the annotation of a GenBank genome assembly